Chiloscyllium plagiosum (whitespotted bambooshark) is the source of this 4863-nucleotide messenger RNA. Its product is annotated as maestro heat-like repeat-containing protein family member 1. Lineage: Eukaryota; Metazoa; Chordata; Chondrichthyes; Orectolobiformes; Hemiscylliidae. Gene Ontology annotation, cellular component: cytoplasm. The record is from RefSeq and is a predicted model, not a curated record.
AUGAAUAGCAGUGUGGAACUAUUCUCAGUUGCCCUGCUGAACCUGACUGCAGAGGAGGGUGAAUAUGGUCAUGAGAAAAUAUCAAACACCCUCCAUACAUUGGGUUGUUACCAUCCAGAGACAGUGUUGAAGAGUUGCCAUGACUAUCUAUCCAAACAUACCACACUGACAGUCCCACAAGGGGUUGUCAUAUUAGACAGCGUGACAAAGAUUAUCAAGGACACUAUUGACCAAAUAAGCCAAGCAUUAGCACAGAAAAUUAUUUCGGUGGCUACACUCUGGAUGACAUUCACAGGAGCACAAGCUGACAGCCAGGAAGCUGCAAGCAAUCUCCUGGUUGCCAUGAGCUUCAGAUUCAUUAAUGAAGUUGUUCAGUUGACGAUGGAGAAUUUCAAACAAGGACAUCUUCCCCACGUGUACAUGGUGAAGACUUUGAGCAAAAUGUCAAUACAAAAUGUGUCAGGCAUGCUGCCUUUUCUCAAAUCUAUUAUGGAAACCAUGAUUCCAGUUCUAAUUGGAGUGAAGGAUGAGGAUUUGAAAUCAGUACUUGCCUCAGCAAUGGGUAGUUUUAGCAAAAGCAUCCUGAUCUAUCUGGAAAAGGAGAAAGGCUUAGACCCUACAUCCAUCAAAACGACAUUUUCCACCGAGAUCAACAUUGUCUACAGUCUGUUGUUCAAAAUGUGGCUUGAGAAGGAGCAUUCCAAGUUGAACAUCCCAACAGUGGAAGCUCUAGGCUACAUCAGCUCCCUGCUACCCAAGGACCGACUGGAGGAAGAGCUGCCCAAGCUAAUCCGAAGCCUUCUGUCUUUCACUAAAAAACAAGGGGGGCACUGUUCAAUCACAGAGUGUCUCUACCAGGUACUAAAUACUGCCACAGAGAUGAGGUGUCUUAAACUGAAGACACAGGUAGACAAUGUGCUGAACAAUCUGCAUCAGCAGAUUUGCCUUUCAGUGGACUUUAAUAACCAACUUGCUAUGAAAAACCACUCAGAGAUCCUUCGCUGUUUCACAGUUCUGGCCCCAGUUUACACAGAUGCAUUGAUCAACUUUAUUUUAACUAAGUUAGAGAAUACUGACCAGCAAGUCAGAGUAGGCACACUCAGUGUACUGAGACAUCUCAUCAGCUCAGCAUCCCCACACAUUGAACAGAAGGCAGCUCAGAUUGUAGCUGCAAUAAAACCGACUCUCCUGGACAAGGGCAGCAAUCAGGAAAAGAAGAUCAUUGCCCAGGUAAUAUGUGCCAUGGCCCAACAAGGUUACCUCAAGCCGGAAGGAGGAAAGGUAAUGGUGGAAUUUCUCAUCCGACAGUGUGCCACACCUGUUCGUUCAGGGUCCCCAGUAUCAUCUGACCAACACCUAGAUCAAGUUACAGAUGAAGAUUUAGUUACAAUAUGUGAAACAGUGAUGUUUAUGAUCACAAAUUCAGUGAAGAUGGAGGAUAUACUUUGGCCAUUCUUAUUAGAGUGUGUCACAAUGACCCAAUACACGCAAGCUUUAACAACAAUCUGCAAUUGUUUAGCACAGCUUGGGAAAAGGAAAUUGCAAACUGGCAAUGAAAGCUUAUCAGUUCAAUACAGUAAAGAAACCAACCUCCCUAAAGCCCAGGCACUGCUAGCCCGGCUCCUCAUUGUGUGCUGUUGUCCAUAUCAGGGAGGAGGCCGUGGAGCUGCUGCACUGAGACUCUUGCAAGUCCUGAGCUUCAAUAUCCACCCAGCAACAGUGACAGGGUGGGGAGAGGAACUUCCCUCACUAGCUGAUUAUUUACUGCAGAAUUCGGAGGAAUCUCUUCCCCAGCAAGAAUGGGAGAAGAAACUCUUGCUGUUCUUGUCCAGAUCUCUCAAUCACAUUGGUGACGAGGAAUGGACAGGUAAGCUGAGCGACGAAAUGUGCAGACAAAUCCACACUGACCAUCACUCCCCACAAGAGAAAGGUUUUCUUUAUAAAUCUCUUGGCACAGUGCUCCAUCAUGUUCCUCAUAAAAACAUAAAGGGGAAGCUUCAUCAAAUGCUCCUCAAUGUUCAGCACAGUGAGACUGCAGAGAGAGAAGGAGCUGCUGCUGCCAUUGGUUUCUGUGCUAUGACCCAUUUUGAUGAUACGCUCAGCGCCCUGGAAGAGUUUGCCAAUUCGAACAGCUUAAAGAACACAAGUAACUUCUUCAAUAUUCUUAGGGAUAAGCCUGAGGUGGAUCUGGAUAAAGUGAAGAGCACACUGGUUCUGUGCUAUGGGAACAUGGCCCUCUAUUCACCUGAGGAACUAGUGCUCUCCAGAGUCGAAAGCCACAUUCUGCCUGCUGUGGUUAACCAGUUUAUGACUGGUGUUCAGGGGACAAAGUCUGAAUCCAAGGAUCUCACACUAAGGAUAAGCCUAAUAAAAACCGUGACUCUAAUAGCCAGGUCUCUACAGUCAAUUCAUCAAAGAGUUCCCUUCCAUUUCAGUGGGAAAAGACAACUUUUGAAAUACAUGCAGGAUCUUAUUGAGGCUGAGGUAUCACAAGUACUGCUGAACCCUGUGCGUCUUUUAGCUAUGUCUGCCUGCAUGUAUCUUGUACAGCUACACGGUGACCAAGAGGACACUUUGCAACUUAUUCAGACCUGUCUAUUAAGUACUUUCAGCUUGGCCCCUUCAGAACUAAAUGAGGUCAAAGCAACUGAUAGUAACAUCAAGGAGAGAGCCACACUUUAUAAACAAACCCUGACUGCUCUGCAAGACCUUCUGAAGCAAAUAUUACUUCAAGAUCUGUCCCCUGAUGGUCUUCAGUCCAUAUUCACACAGCUGGAAGAGUGGAUCAUGUCAACAAAGGACUAUGUACGUGAGAGGGCUAUGAUCAUGACCUUCGAGCUCCUGAACUGUUAUUUGGAGAAUCUCGAUGUUAAAAAUGUAGUGCCGUUAAAUAAUAUGGGGACUUUGAUUGGACGAGUGAUACCACGCUGUGCAGAUCCAUCACCAUCCAUUGGCCAGCUGGCCAUGGACAGUUUACACAUCAUCCUGUCUAUUCAGUUCUCGUAUGAAGGCACCAAUUUGCAUCAGCAUCAAGAGCAAUUAGACAUUCUUAAAUCUGUCCGAGAAGCAUUUGUCAACACUGACCAUUCAGUCCUCUUUCAAACAGCCAGUCAGAUCAGUGAGAUCAUUUCAAACUCUUUGCCCCAUGACCAAGUAGGAAAUCUACUUUUUGCAGCAUUUAAAGGACUGACUGACCCUCAGCCCAACUGUUCCAGUGCAGCUGCUGUCUUCCUCAAAACCAUCAUAAAAAUGCGUGGGAGUGAACUUCGGGACCAGGUCUCUGAGAUACUUAACCUGCUGAGAGUUCAGCUACAGUCAGUCCCUUCAGAGGCAGUGAAAUUUUCUGUCCUACGUAGUAUUGCCAUUCUAACCGCACACAACACAUCAACAGUUGUGUCUUGUCUCCUCACUUUCCCUGUUCCUUUGGAUAAGUAUGUCAGUGACAUCUGGAGAACAUUGGCAGAGGAGCCGGAAUGUUCCAUGAAUACAAUGAAAGAGCUGCUGAAUAUACUGAAUAAACAGUUGCCAACUGGGGAAAGGAGAACAUCCCCCUUAACUGAACAUCUGGAUCAAUAUUCAACUCUCGAAUCUCUGGCAGCAGUGUGUGCUUUGUAUGAGAUGAUAACCACACCCGAGUCACGAGAGGUUGUCCUUAAGUUAUUCCCCCAGUUAUUCAGCACCCUGCUCAUCCAUCACAGCUCCUCCAUCAAAGUUCGCCUGCCCAAGGUUUUUGUUCCCCAUCAUGAAUCCAAACAGAGAGAUUUCUCAGCAGAAUCUCAGUCGUUGAGCAGUAAAGAUGUCUGUGUGAACUGUGUCGAGAUGUUAAUGGACCUGCUGAAUAUGUCAAAUAAUCAUCAAGUGGUGCAUUUCAUGCAAGAAAAUGGGGGAUGGGAUCAGAUGAUGGACCUACGCAAGUCCCACAGAGGGGUUAUUUUGCUGGCAAAAGCAAUGGUCCGAUAUGCUGCUUCUAAUCUGACAGGGAUUGUUGUGCAACUCUCAGCUCUCAUCCUGACAGUAGAAGAGUGUCAGAAAGUUACUGUGGCUGCCUUCUUUGGAGAACUCUUAAAGUCCCCACAGAUCUCACAGCUUCAGCUUACAGAUACCCUGAUGAACAGGUUGCUAAGGUGCCUAUAUAGCUCAUCUUCAGUUGUUCAGUUUCUGUGUGUCCGGGGCAUGAGCAAUGUUACAACUGGAGCUCCUCACCGACUCGAGAAAUAUUCUCGGCCAGUGCUCUGUGCGAUGACCGGUCUGAUGGAAACUGGGGAGAAUGACAAUGACCUGCUCAUGUUCGAGGUGUUGUUAUGCCUCUCAAAGCAUCUGGAGCAAUUGAGACCAAAUACCAUCAGACCUUUCGUCCUGAAAAUCAUGACUGGCAUUGAACCAUUCUUUGAAGCCAAGUGUGAGAAGGUGCGGGCUGAAGCAUUUAUUGUGUUGGGGCGCUUAGUCAAGUGUGCAUGUAAAGAUCCCAGAACCUACUUCCACCAACAAGUACAUUCUCACCUUGUUUCUUUGUUGCUUCACCUGGGUGGAAACAGUAAGGAAGUGUCAAGAUCAUGUGCCUCAACACUUCGAUUGGCAAUUCCCCUCAUUGCCUCAGAUGAUGCAUACUCAAAGGUUGACAAGCAUUUAGGUGAGGAAACCCUGAACUACACAGGAUUCCUAAAGGACAUUUCCAAACAACUCAUAAAAGAUGUCCCUGAUAGAAUCCACACCUACGUCACAGACUGUAUAUCCUUCUUCACCAACCAACAAGAGCAGAUCCGAGCAAAUGCAGUUACUCUCUCAGCAUUCUUUUUCCAACAUCCAGAAGAACAUUCGAAACCUGCUCAAAGAAUCACAUGGUGGAAAAAAUAUAAAUAUUAA